This is a messenger RNA of Arabis nemorensis, 765 nucleotides long. The record is from the annotation of a GenBank genome assembly. Lineage: Eukaryota; Viridiplantae; Streptophyta; Magnoliopsida; Brassicales; Brassicaceae.
AUGGAAGAAACUAAGGCAAAGAAGAAUGAGAAUCAGGUUUUGGAAACGAAUUUGUCAGAUAGAUCGAUGUGGCUAAUGAAAUGCCCUACACUCGUCGCACCUUCUCUACAAUCUCCUCCUUUACCCGACGAUCCGUACCGUCCUGUUGCUAAAGUGACCCUCUUCAUCGAUCCUCUCGCUCCCGAGGAAGAAGAAGCCAAAUUCGUAAUGGAAUUAGCUCGAGCUGAAUCUGGAAACAUGCCAAAACGUUAUACAUUGGAUAUGUCUCAAGAUUUUGUCCCCAUGGCUGUUUUCGGUGAGGCUUCAGAGGGGAAGAUGUCAGCAGAAGGGAAGAUAAAAAACAAAUUUGACAUGAGGCCUCAUAGCGAGAACAUCGAGAGCUAUGGAAAACUUUGCCGUGAAAGAACAAGCAAGUAUAUGUGCAGAAAUAGACAGAUCCAGGUCAUUGAUAAUGCCAAUGGAAUGCAUAUGAGGCCAAUGCCAGGAAUGAUUAUCCCCACCGCGGCUCCUGAAAAGAAGAAAGUGGCAAACAAGACAUUGGAUAUGAAGAGAACGAGGAGAGACCGGAGAGAGAUGGAGGAAGUCAUGUUUAAUCUCUUUGAAAGACAAUCGAAUUGGACUCUGAGGCAACUCAUUCAAGAAACUGACCAACCAGAGCAAUUUCUGAAAGACUUGCUUAGAGAUCUUUGCAUUUACAACAACAAAGGAAGCAAUCAGGGAACUUAUGAGCUAAAGCCCGAGUACAAGAAAACCCCACAGGAAUAG